AUGCCAAGCUUUGUUAACCAAUUUUAUGCCAAGCGUUCUAAGUGUAUCUUUGGAGUGGCAUGUGUGGCCUAUCUCGGUCAUACCAUUAUCGAGUCUGGCGUGCAACUUGAUCCAGACAAGGUUAAGGCCAUCAUGGACUGGCCUGUUCCGCUCUCGUUGACUGGCCUAUCUUGCUUCUUGGGUAUCAUCGGGUUUUACGGGCGCUUUGUUUGCCACUAUGCUAGGAUCGCCGCUCCACUCAUCGAGUUAUUUAAAGGUACAUUUUUUACAUGGACUAGUCAGGCUCAACAGGCCUUUACAAAAUUAAAAAAACACAUCACUACAACACUGAUCCUACAACUACUAAACUUCUCCAAACCCUUUGUGCUCGAGAUCGAUGCUUCAGGGGUCCUUGUGGGGGCUGUGUUUACCCAAGACUCUCAUCCCUUAGAAUUGUUUAGCAAAAAGUUAUGCACCAGAAUGCAACAUGAGUCAGUUUAUGUGAGGGAGAUGUACGCGAUCACAUAA
Molecule: messenger RNA, 507 nt
Organism: Cajanus cajan (pigeon pea)
Lineage: Eukaryota; Viridiplantae; Streptophyta; Magnoliopsida; Fabales; Fabaceae
Source: RefSeq, a predicted model, not a curated record